Neodiprion virginianus is the source of this 6490-nucleotide messenger RNA. It is a transcript of the gene rols, whose product is annotated as protein TANC2. Lineage: Eukaryota; Metazoa; Arthropoda; Insecta; Hymenoptera; Diprionidae. The record is from RefSeq and is a predicted model, not a curated record. Gene Ontology annotation, molecular function: protein binding. Bases 556 to 5115 code for a protein of 1519 amino acids. The transcript is spliced from 16 exons.
GCCGUCUCAACCGGGGCCAGAAGUCCCGUCCAGUAGAGCCCGGAUCGUGGCAAGCGUCGCGUCGUGCCAGAGAGUUGAAGAUUACGCGAGUGAUCGUCUAAGUCCGAGUAAAGUGUCGCGUACAAACAUCGUGAAGUGCCCGAACGAAGAUGUAGAACUCUUUCGAAAAGAGAAAGGAUAAUUCGCAAUUUCGAACCGGUCCAAAGUCCGUCUUAUCAGAGCACGGCGAACGUGACCCUGUAUAAUGUGACUCUUCCAAACUUUUGUAGAUCAAGUUUGUUCAACGAGUACCGGAGAAUGAUUGAGCAGAGUGGUUUCGGAAUUGCUAAACAUUGGUGCGUUUAGGCACGGUAUUGAAUCGUGGUACGAAUUGUACGGUGGAAAUUGUGCGUGCGGUGAAAAUUUCUUGAUUACUCUCCGUGAACCUUGAUAUCGCACUUCGCAUCACGAGUCGACUGUUAUUAUGCGAGGUGUAUCCGUGAUUAGACACAACCGCCACAACCACCACCGACACUCCUUGUGAUCAAUUUUCCUUGGAUUAAACCGACGACCGGAAUGGCGCCUCCGGAUAGAAACUGCAGGACGGCUCGUCCCGGCUCGGGUUUGAGUCUUUCCGUACUCGACUUGGCGCAAAUCAGGGCCCUGGUUGAGUCUUCAGGCGCUGGAACUGGCUCGAUUUGUCCAUCGUGCGAGAUGCCUUUUGACAAGGGUAAGAAGAGACGCUUGAUCGACGACUGUGGUCACGAGAGGUGCUACUCCUGCACCUUCAGGAGCGAGGCGUGUCCUCUGUGCACGACGCAGGACCUUGAGGGUCCGACGGGCCUCCGCGGCACCAUGGACAUCGGGCAAACCACCUUCGGGAGAGGCUCCACCUCGCAGCUAUACACCAAGCCGAGCAAUCGGAGACAGCCGAGCGCUACGGGCGGCGGAAGAGCUCGCACACGCGAAGACGUCGAGGAUUGGGUCGAUGACACAACUGCGAUUAACGCUCUCUGCGGUAGCCCCAGACCGAGGGUCAAAACCAACGGACAUUUCACCCCCUUCAUGCAGUCGCGAGCCGAUGUCGCCUCACCUCUUCCGUCCAAGGGACCAAAAGGAUCGAAAGGAAAACCGCCCAGAACACCUACCGACACACCAUCGAGAUGCUGCUCGCCAGCUCCCCCGAGCAAAGCGGCCGUCAUGUCGCAAAGUUGUCCGACGCCACCUCAACAGAGAAGAAGGUUCUUUCUCAGCCCAAAAGUACUGAGGAGUCCCUUCGGCCAUAGAAAUUCUUCUGCUCAUCAGCAGCACCCGGCUUCUACAGAGCAGAGCAAUGAAAAUCCUUCCGCCUUGUCAGACGAUGAAGGAGGAAAUAUCAAGCAGCUCUCUUCGAGGACGAAAAAGUCUUCGCAGUCCGACCUCUAUAUGCGGCUCGGACUCCUUCUUGGUGGAAACACCCGGGGUGCCGUCGUCAAUGGUGGAUGCCCCAGGCCCUCGGCUCGGCUGGUGGACAGCCGGAGUCACGACAGUUCAGCGGCGUCUUUCAGCAGCUUGACCAGCUUCGAAACGCAAACUCUGGCAUCGACAAAUACUAGCCCGGUGUCAACGCUUACCGGCACCUCGAGCGAGGCGGAAGUCGCGGUCGCCCAUCGCGGCGGUAAAGACUGCGAUAGCGUCGCCAGCCUCAUCUCAAUGUCCAUGUCAGGCCUGUCUAACGGCAGCUCGAGCCCGUUGACGCCCCGAAGACAUUCCGUGACCACUACUCAACCUGGGCAAAUCGAGGAACUAAAUAUGUUUAAAAAUCGAAGAACAUGUGUUAGAAGAUCUGCGAGAACCGGGGUUGUUAAGGGGCCAAUCGAUCCCAAAAUACGUUUUGCCCAGUAUCGUGCUGCCCAGCUGACCUUGAAGCCACUGUUCUUUGAGGUGCCUCUUUUGGAGGCGGACCCCCUCUUCACAGGCCGCCAAUGGUUGAUGGAUGAACUGAAAGCUAUGGUGACUGGCUCAAGCUCGGGAGCCUUGAUCGCCGGAUGCCCCGGAACUGGAAAGACUGCACUUAUCUUACAGCUUGUAGAGCACAGCUGCUUUGGAAGACGAAGAGAGCAAAUUCCACCGCCAGAAAUUUACGCGGAUAAUAACGAUGACAAAAACAAAUUGGGUGAUCCUCUGAUCGAGGCGUCUAUACAAACGACAAACGAUAAGAUUCGUGAGCUAGCAGCCCACGUCGUUGCUUACCAUUUCUGUCAGGCUGACAACAACAAUACUUGCCUUGUUCCUGAUCUCAUCCAUUCCCUGGCGGCUCAGCUCUGCCAAGCUCCUCAACUGAUCGCGUACAGGGAAUAUCUACUGUCCGAACCCCAUCUUCAGGGGUCUGUUUCUCAAAGGGAAUGCACUGUGGAUCCUGAUCUUGCACUGACCAGAGGAAUCAUCGAGCCCUUAGUCACCCUCCACAAAGCUGGAAGAUUACCAGACACUAACAUGGUCAUUCUAAUCGACGCAGUUUGCGAGGCAGAGUAUCACAGACCAGACCGAGGUGAUACGAUAGCCACAUUCCUGACGAGACAUGCUUCGAGUUUCCCAUCGUGGUUGAAGAUUAUAUGCACCGUUCGAACCCAGCUUCAAGAUUGUGCAAAACAAUUUCCCUACACAAGGAUAUCUCUGGAUAAGAGCUCUUCUGACGUCAAGAACAAUAUGGUCACUAGGGAUUUAGCUGAUUACGUGAGCUAUAGGCUCAACCAGAGCUUGACCAUCCAGGCGAACGUCACUGCAUCAGUGAGUGGGGCGAAUCAAACGAGGUUUGCAUCCCAUCUCCUUGCGCUUUCCAGGGGUAGCUUCCUUUUCGCCAAACUCACCUUGGAUCUUAUCGAGAGUGGACAUCUAGUCGCUAAAUCUGCAAGCUACAAGGUUUUACCCGUCUCUCUCGCGCAAAUAUUCCUGCUGCACUUCAACUUGAGAUUCCCGACCGCUACAUCGUUUGAAAGAGUACAACCUCUUCUCGGAGUAUGUUUGGCGGCCUUGUACCCGUUGACGCUACUCGAGAUAUUUUAUUCUGUAAAUUCGUUGAAUAUUGAUCAUUUCGUUUCCUGGGAAGACUUUCUCCAGAGAUUCAAAAUGCUCUCAGGCUUCCUGGUCAAGCGUUUGGACAACACCUACAUGUUUUUUCACCCGUCCUUCAGGGAGUGGUUGAUGCGCCGAGAUGAGGGUGAGUCGACAAAGUUCCUCUGCGAUCUGAGGCUGGGUCACGCCGCUAUAGCCUUCAGGUUAUCCCGGCUUCAGGCGCCGCUGGAAGGAGAGAAAGUCCUUGAGCUUGGACACCACAUCCUUAAGGCUCACGUUUAUCGAGGAGUUGCACCCUGUUGGCCCUCGCGUGAUCUGCAGGCCUCUUGGUUGACCUCUUCGACGGAGUGCAUAUCCUCGGCUCUCUGCACCCUUCGGAACAUCUAUAGUCCGAACGUGAAGGUGUCCCGGCUCCUUCUUCUGGCUGGAGCAUCGCCGAAUCACACAACUGAGUAUCUCGGCAACGCCCCAGUCCUUUGCAUGCACGCUCAUGAGGGAUCUGUGGAAAUGGUUUCCCUCCUCCUGGAGUUCGGAGCAGAUGUUGAGCUGACAAACAGCCAGGGCUGCACCGCACUUUCUCUCGCUGCUGCCCGCGGCCACUGUGAUGUCGUCAGAAGACUAGCUGCUGCCGGAGCUUCCCUGGGUCAUGCGGACAUGGCAGGACAAUGUCCUCUGGUGCACGCAGCGAGACACGCGCGGCUUUCGGUAGUAGGUUACCUGCUGGCUUGUGACUGGGUCGUGAAGGGUGCCCAAGAGACGGCUGAUUCUGAGGUCGGCAGGGAAGAGGCCGCACAACAAGCGGUCGUAGCAGCAGCAGCUCAAGGCCACGAACCUAUCGUUGAGUACCUCCUCGACAUGGCCGAGGUCAAGGUCGAUCGACCCGAUUCUCUCACCGGGGAAACCGCCUUAACCAUCGCUGCAGCCCACGGUUCAACUACUGCAGUUUCUGCCCUCUUAGCCCGUGGUGCUGACCCAUCGGCUGUCAGUGCAAAAGGACUUUCACCGCUGAUGCUUGCUGCUCGAGAAGGCCACUGGGGGGCGGCUGAAAGGCUUCUUCAAGGGUCCUUGUCCAGCAGUACUGAUCACGUACUGGAUCAGGCUGUGCCGUUGCUAGACCAACGCGAUCUUGCCGGCCGCACAGCACUGAUGUUAGCGGCUGCUGAAGGUCAUUGCAAUCUCGCCGAACUCUUUCUGGACAAAGGUGCAGUCCUGGAAGCUACCGACAUGGAAGGACUGACGGGCCUGGGUUGGGCCUGCGUCCGAGGACGCGUUUCUGCUGUGCAGUCUCUCCUAGACCAUGGUGCGAACGUAAAUACCACCGACAAAACGGGUAGAACACCGUUGGACCUUGCUGCCUUCCAGGGAAAUCCAAAGCUGGUGCAGCUACUGUUGGAUCGGGGAGCUGCUGUGGAGCACGUUGACCUUCACGGAAUGCGGCCGUUGGAUCGAGCGAUCGGCUGUAGGAAUAUCCCAGUCGUUCAGUGUUUUCUUCGUCGAGGUGCUAAAUUGGGUCCGGCAACGUGGGCGAUGGCGGCUGGAAAGCCAGACAUUCUUCUCAUCCUCCUAAACAAAUUACUCGAGGAUGGUAACGUCCUCUACCGUAAGGGCCGGCUGAAAGAGGCUUCCCACCGCUACGGCUAUGCCCUGAGAAAAUUCCCAACUCCUCCGAGCCAGGAACAGGAUCAUGACAGGGACCAGGAUCACCUCCUACUUCAUCUUCCCACCUUCACUCAGCUUCGCCUAAAUUUUCUGCUCAACCUGAGCAGGUGCAAGCGUAAAAUGAAUGAGAGCCAAGAGGCCAUCGAGCUCGCGACCGAAGUAUUGAAGACGAAGCCGGACUCGUACGAAGCGUUUUACGCUCGUGCAAAGGCCAGAGUAGACGCAAGGCACUUUGAGGAUGCUCUUUGUGAUGUUAACGAGGCUCUCCAUAUCGCCCCGCCUCAUAAUCGCGAAGUCAGAAGAGUCCUAGCGAUCCUCAGGGACGAGAUAUGCUCCAGAAGAGACGGCGCUGGUUCAAGCAGGGACCGAUCCGACAUCACAUCAGGAUUUCACGCCUCUGUAGACACACUUACAGAACUUUAAUUCAAUUACAUACGGACAUUUAUCCGUUUAUAUAUAAUACCGAAGUGUUUUUUUUUAUACAAUGACUCGGUUACAAUUGUUGCUGUACCUACACGGUUCCGGUUUCGGGCUACAGAUGCAUUUAAGCUAACUGUUUGUACGACGCGUAAUUUAUGAAUUAUAAUCUAACGUAAAGCAAUGAAAUUUGAAAUGUUUAAUACCAAAAGGCUUUUGUUAUGUAUGCAAUUAUUGCAAUUGAUUUUUAUUAUUCCGAACAUUCGUGAAACUUAUUAUUAUACGCAUGUAUGUAUGAUUUGUAAGUAGGUUUAUGAGUAUGUACAGGUACUUAAAAUCAAGCAGCGGGAGUAAUAGUAAAUCGUUCGACAGUAAACGCAGCAGAGUUUAGACAAUCAGGGUUGUCACGAAUAUUCAUUUGAUAAAUUUUCUGAUUUCAGAUUACAUGUUUUUAAUCAGAUUCCCUGUCUCUUCCAUGUUUCCCGGUUAUUGAACACCGCCAUAACUCCGAAUUAAUACAUCUCUUCCGCGUUUCAUCAGGGCUGGAUUAAUUGCGACUAUUGUUCGGUCACAUUUAUGUAGCUGUAUAUUUUGGCGGUAUACUUCUCUAACCUGCGUGCAUUGAAGUAUAUCAAGUCCACUAUACAGAUUUGACACUCGAUUCCGCGUUAGACACCGUAGAAAUAGCUUUAAUAUACGAUAAUUCCCUCCGCAAUAUACAUUUAAUGUUGUUGAGUGAAGAUACAAAUAAUUUUGGCGUUAUAUAUACUGAUCUUCGUGUCCUCGAAUGACUUUCCUGUUACACGAACUGCAUGAUUAAUAUUGCGCGGGGGAAUGAAACUUGAAUUCUGAUUCGGAAGCCGGAGUUAUAUAUACAUAUAUGUACACAGAAUAUAAAUAUCAUGGAUUUUAUUAUUAUUGUUAUAAUAUUUAAAUUAUUUUAUUUUUAAUUGAUUAUUCUCCGUAUUAUUAUUUAGAUCAUUAUUAUUAUUACCUUGCAAAAUGCCGAUCCAACAUUUUGUGGCUAUGCAUACACGAAUAUCUAUGUAAUGUCGAAAUGGCCACUAUAUUAAUGCCGAGGCAGUAGCUGAAUGUCAAUAAAUAUAUAACAUGUGAAAACUAGUGCACGCCACUGGGGAAUAUUGGGCAGAUUAUUAUGUGGAAUAUGAUAUUUGCAAUUAGCUGGAUGCUAUUUGAUUCGUAUAUACACCUAAGGCAUUCAUUAUGUAUCUUGCCAAGUAUGGCUUCGGUUGUAAAGCCUAGGCCAGAAAGGAUGACUCAACCACUUAUUCUUGAUGCUAUUUAUGAAUUGUACGUUCUAUUUUAAGAUGUAACAUAUGAACAAGAUGUUUUAAUAAAGCUAUAAAAUUAUAAAUCAGAA